AUCUUUCGCACUGUCAUGUUCUCGACAUCACCCGACCCUUAGGUCGAUGGGCAGUCCGACUCAAAAACCGGACAUGCGCACAUCCGGACCACCGCAGCACUGAGCGGGCGCCUAAUUGCAGCCUUCUCCGCCAUCCUGACUUGGACAUGCAGCGACUCCCGCUUUCCGCCUUUCGUCUACUCAGACGCAGCGUCCUCUCACAUCGCACUGCUAUCGGCUUUGGUUUUGGCGCCUCCGUCGCUGUCUCUGGUACCCUCCUCGGCUUACACACCCUCCACAAUGAUGCGCCGCCCGACGCGCUCAAGGACGUCCUCCCACCCUUUUUGGACCGCAAGUUCGUGAGCCCGCGGCCGGACGUGGAUGUCGACGCGUGGUUGAGGCAGAACGAGAGGAGCGUUGUGGUUAGGGAUCCUGCGACUGGGAUUACGCGGUAUGAUACGGUGCAGCUGGAGAGCAACUAUCCGUCUGAGGACGACCGCGCAGAGAAGAUUGUGCGUUCGGCCCAGAGCGGGUCGUUUGACUCCUACCGGUGGUCUUUCUUCGGCCUAUACGACGGACAUGCCGGCUGGGAGACCUCCCAGUGGCUCAGUAAAGCUCUCAUUCCUGCCGUUGUCACCGCCCUCAAGGCCCUCUACACCUCUACGCCGUCCCAAACUCCCACUCCUGAAGCCAUCGACAAGACCAUCACAGACACCUUCCUCGCGCUGGACGACUCCAUCGUCAACGCCCCGCUGAAAGACGUCUUCGCCUCCUCCUCGCGUACACGCGCCGUGCACUUCCUCGACAAAGCCAACGCCGGCUCAUGUGCCAUCCUUGCAUUCUACGACUCCGCCUCCUCCGCGCUGCGCAUCGCACUCACGGGCGACUCGCGCGCCGUCCUCGGGCGCCCCGUCACGCUUCCAGACGGCAGCACGACGUACGAGGUACACGUGCUCUCCACGGACCAGAACGGGCUCAACCCGCUCGAAGUCGAGCGCCUCGCGCGCGAGCACCCGGGCGAGGAGAACCUCACGAAAGGAUCGAGGGUGAUGGGCUGGGGCCUGUCCCGCGCGUUCGGCGACGCGCGCAUGAAGUGGGCGCUGGACGUGCAGAGUAGGCUCAAGGAGGGGUAUCUCGGGCGGACGCCGAUGGGCAUCGUGAAGACGCCGCCAUAUUUCACUGCCGAGCCGGUGAUCACCACCACGCGAGUGCAGCCUGGCGAUUUUCUGAUUCUCGCGAGCGAUGGGCUGUGGGAGAGUCUGACGAACGAGGAGGCUGUGGGGCUCGUGGGUGCGUGGGCGGACAAGCAGGCUAAGAGGCCAAAAGCGCUGGAUGGAGACAAUAUUAUGCCUGCGGAUCUGCCGGUCAAGCUUGGCGAGAAGGACGACACGGACAGGUACAAGCAGUGGAAUAUACCGAAGCGGUUCGCAAACGUCGAUGAGAACGUGGCGACUCAUAUCGCGCGGAACGCGCUCGGUGGUGCGGACAGCGAUAAUAUUGGGGCCCUGAGCAAGAUCAAGUCGCCGAGGGCGCGGAGCUUCAGGGACGAUAUCACGGUGUCGGUUGUGUUCUUCAGCGAGCCGGAGGCAAAGCGGGUUAGCAAGCUGUAAGAGCGUCCAUCCCCGACGGAUCGAGGCGAGGCGCGGCUCUACUUGGGACACGAGAAAGUGUGCAGCACCAUCGCGCAACCUCAAGCUGUCUCAGCGUUAUGGCGAUGUGCUGCCCGCUGGCCGGCAUAUCCUAUCAGUGCCUGCAAACAGGCCGCAGUCCACUAGCAUAUGCGAGUACAUAGGCGUCCAUCGUAUGCGAUAGUCUCG
This is a messenger RNA of Coniophora puteana RWD-64-598 SS2, 1796 nucleotides long. Its product is annotated as protein serine threonine phosphatase 2C. NCBI's taxonomy places the organism in Eukaryota, Fungi, Basidiomycota, Agaricomycetes, Boletales, Coniophoraceae. The record is from RefSeq and is a predicted model, not a curated record. The transcript is spliced from 3 exons. Bases 147 to 1589 code for a protein of 480 amino acids. Gene Ontology annotation, biological process: protein dephosphorylation. Gene Ontology annotation, molecular function: cation binding; protein serine/threonine phosphatase activity.